Molecule: messenger RNA, 1399 nt
Organism: Limanda limanda (common dab)
Lineage: Eukaryota; Metazoa; Chordata; Actinopteri; Pleuronectiformes; Pleuronectidae
Product: methionine-R-sulfoxide reductase B1-A-like
Exons: 4
Molecular function (GO): peptide-methionine (R)-S-oxide reductase activity
Source: RefSeq, a predicted model, not a curated record
UUUCCAGCUUAGGCCGCGUGGUUCUUCAUGAAAGUUCAUGUUGCUGAACUACCUGAAGGGAAACUAGUCUUGGUUUUAAGGGGCUGAGACAUGGAUGAAAUGUCAUAUUGUUCUUUUUCUGGGGGAGAAGAAUGGAAAAAUCACUUCCAGCCUGGUAUAUACGUGUGUUCUGAAUGUGGGCACAAGUUAUUUUCCAGCAGGUCAAAGUUUGAGCACUCGUCUCCUUGGCCAGCUUUCUCCGAAACAAUCCACGAGGACAGUGUCUCCAAACAGCCUGAAGCAUGGGGACCCCUAAAGGUUUGUUGUGGAAAGUGUGGCAAUGGAUUGGGCCACGAGUUCUUGUAUGACGGCCCGAGAGAGGGUCUGUCACGUUUCUGAAUAUUCAGCAGCUCCCUGGUGUUCAUCCCUAUGGAAAAGGUUGAUGGACAGAAAGGUGAGCCGUAGAAGAGAAGCUCGGCUGCUGCAGGUACAGGCAGAGGAUGACGUGCUCUGUGAUAAAACCAUGUCGGUCUCCAGGGCACUGAUGGACCCUGGCCUCACUGAGCAGGAAGAACAGACCGGUCUCAGUUACUUUUUGUAAACCAUUAAAAAAAAAGAAACUGGGUCAUGUAGACUCAGCCACAUUAAUUUGUACUUUGUGAUUUAAUGCUUAACCUCCAUCUCUGGCAAAGACCUUAAGAUGUUUAAUGGUUACGAGAAUACGGAGCUCGCUUGUCUUCGUUUGCACAUUGUUUGCAGGCCUCUGCUGAAAUGAAUCUACCACAUGUGAAAUGAACAUGACAGACCUCAAAGCGCUCCUCAAACGUGCAGUUGCAUAUUUCUUUCAGCUGAUGGUGCUAUCUGUCCUAAGAACUAUACUCUUGUACUGUAAUGCAUCACUGUGGACAUACAUAUGGGGAAAUAAUAGAGAUGUACAGAGCUGGGCAAAAGUUUAAAGUGAGGAGAAAUGUGUCGUCUUUUGCACCAAAAAACAUACUUAUUUCAAUGUCAGGAGAUGUAUGGAGCUUCUAUGUUUCCCUACUCUGCAAAGUUUUCCAGGUAACUCAGAAAAGCCUUUCUUGGCCGGAGCGAGCGGUGGAAUUCUAAACAAAGGGAGGAUGCGGGGGGUGCAGGGGGAGAGAGAGAGAGAGAGAACGCUCAACAGCUCCGGUGCUGUUUGAGUGUCUGGGAUGAGCAGGUGUGGAGAUGCUCAUUUCAAAGAGCGAGAGAGAUCACAGAAGGAGAUGAAAGCUCCAGUGGCAGCCCGGGGAUUAAGAGAGGAAGUGCAAACAUUCACAGACGACCAUGCUCUUCUUUAGUAUUAAAAAAAAAAAUUAAAGCAUAGACAGACUUCAUUUCCUGUGAUAGACACUGUUCUUUUUCUCCCUUCAUCUCAGAAGGAGCAGCCGAUAGAUAGAUA